Homarus americanus (American lobster) is the source of this 3833-nucleotide messenger RNA. Its product is annotated as modular serine protease-like. The record is from RefSeq and is a predicted model, not a curated record. NCBI's taxonomy places the organism in Eukaryota, Metazoa, Arthropoda, Malacostraca, Decapoda, Nephropidae. Bases 124 to 2046 code for a protein of 640 amino acids. The transcript is spliced from 13 exons. Gene Ontology annotation, cellular component: plasma membrane. Gene Ontology annotation, molecular function: serine-type endopeptidase activity; protein binding. Gene Ontology annotation, biological process: receptor-mediated endocytosis involved in cholesterol transport; cholesterol homeostasis; proteolysis.
CUUCUCAAUGUAUCCUGAAGUUUAACCAGUGACGGUGGCAGAGCUGUGGUGGUAGGAUUGGACUGCCUGCUAGGUGUCCUUAAAGCUGGCGCGUAUUCGUGGUGAGUCGAGUAAUACUCCCCUAUGGAAGAACACAAGAUGCUGGAAUUCAUCACUCUAGCCACACUCCUCUUCAUGUUCCUUCAGCCAGCAGCAACACAGUCGUGCACGUUAACGCAGGUUCCGUGUGACGGCACUUGUGUAGAAGCUUGUGACGGCUACAUCGAGUGUUCCGACGGAUCUGACGAGACCAAGGAACUGUGCGCUGACAAGCAGUGCAGGAGCGAAGCAGAGCUAAAUGUGGGAGGCUUAGGGAACUUCGGAGAUAUUUUCGACAAUGCUGCCGCUGCUGGUACUGCCACAUUCCGGUGUGACUAUGGUGGGUGCAUAUCACAGGCAUUCCUCUGCAAUGGUCACAAGGACUGCUGGGACAGUUCAGAUGAGACGCCAGAAAAAUGCAAGGCAAAACACUGUUCGAGACGUGAGUUCAAGUGUGAUUAUGGUGCUUGCAUCAGGAGACUUUGGUCUUGUAAUGGCAAUGCCAACUGUGCUGAUGGUUCAGAUGAGACUGUUAAAGCUUGCAGGACAAAGACAUGUUCGUCUUCCAAGUUCCGGUGCAGUUAUGGAGGCUGCAUAGAUGCGAAAAAGAAAUGUGACAAAACCGUGGAUUGUAAUGAUGGAUCUGAUGAGUCGACGGAGAACUGUGGCCCUAAUCACACGUUUGUGACCACAGCAAGUCCUGGAAUAGCCACACCAAGGCCACCCGUGGUCACCCCCCCACCCGUGGUCACCCCCCGACCCGUGGUCACCCCAACGCCCGACUCUGGCGUCAUAGUACCCGGAGGAGGGCCUACGGGUACUAACUGUGAAGCUCUGUCCAAGUGUUCCUGCCCGGCACCAAAUAACCACUUCUGUGUCCCCUGCAGCAACUUACAAUCUUGUUCUGCCAUUGUUAACUUUGUGGUGUGUAGUACGCAGCCGGCACCAGGGUCAUAUGCUAGGAUGAGUGUGGAGGUCCUCUCUUGUGGUGCCCAGGCGAUUGUGAACCUGGAGGGAAUCGUCAGGAGUCCCAACUCUCCCCUCUGUGGGUCGACAGAAGGCGUCCCAGUGCUGAGUGUGGUUAUGGCCGACUGCUGGGGCACAACGCAUCUUGCACAGUGCCAACCUGAUGGCAUGUGGCUCCCAUACGGCAACCAGGAUAGCACUGUCAAGCCGACACGAUUGUUGUGUCAGCCGAACUUUAUCAAUUCUCAUGUGUGCGGCCGGCGACCACGAUACGUAAACCCAAGUGUGUCGCGUGUAAUCCAGCCAGAGCCACAGUGGCCUUGGUUAGUGGGGCUGUUCCUUCUCGAGAGGUACAUCUGCACAGCGACUAUCAUCACUCCGCACUUUAUUCUCACCGCUGCCCAUUGCGUUUCGAGAACUCAGGAGACUUCUAAAGAGACGGUGGACGUGCGUAACUUGAGGAUCCAGCGAAUAGAUUCAAGUGGAAAACUUAUAAAGGACUUUGUAACUGGCGUAAAACUGAAUCCUAGCUUUAUCUCUGGCCGACGACCCUCCCACGACAUAGCGUUGGUUCAGGUGGAGAGAGAGAUCAUCUUUUCCCACAAAGUUUAUCCUGCCUGUGUCCUCUCGGGUGAACUCUUAGUGGACAGAAUAGCUGCAACAUUUGCUCGGACAUCUUUAAACUAUGGAUGGGAGUUGAUACCGCAGAAUUACGACACACGCUGCCUCUCAAUCCGCGGUCCUUGUGCCACUUUAGCCAUCGACAAGGACCAGUUCUGUGCUAUUGAUACAAAAUCGCAUCGGGUCUUAGCCCAGGGUUCAUCAGGCGGGCCGUACCUGGUCAACGUCCAAAACGAGGCUCAUGAGAAAUGGGUGAUAUCGGGGAUCGUAUCGUCGUUAUAUUCGGAGUCGGCGUGCCCCAGGGAGUUCACCAUAUUCACUUCAGUCCCUGAGUUCUGGACGUGGAUAUCCAGAUGCGUACACGAGGGAGUCUGUUCCUGAUCAUUUAACCGAGUGUUCGCUCCAUGACAGUGGUUUGUAUGGGGCGGGGAGGGACAACACGGAAUAGAGCUAAGUUUCUUUACUCUCUCUAACGUUUCUGUAGCGCGAAACGUUAGAGAAAUAAAGAAACUCGGCUCUUUUUUUUUAGUUUUCCUCCCAUUUAUUAAAAUUAAUUACCGUAUACUGUACCCGUGUUAUGGUAGGAGAGGUAGAUCAAAAAAUUAUCCUAGGAUUGGUUAUUUAUGGAGUUACAGAGCAGUUUAAAUUAUUUGUGAUCAGGAAUGUGGCUAAUAAUACAAUAGAACCUCUCAAGUGUGCCGAUCCUCACUUCACAAAAUGGCUUAUUGUGCAUCAGCUCUAUUUAUGAAUCGACUUGUGCAAUGAAAAAGACUUAAAAGUUUAUUAAUUACUGUAUAUGUAUGACUUAACACUUAUUUUGCUCGUGUAUAUUGUAUGAAUUACGGUUUUAUAUAUACUGUACAAGAACUCUGUGUUGUGUAUAACUCGUUUUUAAUUGUUGUUAAAAAAAGAUAAAUGCGGUUUUAUCCUGUACUUGUACACCAUAAGUUGGAAUGAUGCAGAUAUGAAACUGAUUUUCCAAGACGAUACAAAGAUGAAAGUUUUAUAAAAAGAUUAAUUAAUAGAUAUUUGCUAUUUUUUAAUAUAAACAACAGAAAUAGAAUGUUCAGUAUUAGGCAGCAGGAAAGAGCACACAUCUACAACAUGCAGCCACUGAAGAGCAACUGAUUGAUGAAAUGGUGUGAGAGAGUUUACACCUGUGAGUGAGUGAGCGUGUGUGUAUGUGUGUGUGUUUCGUUUCUAGUACUUAAAUAUAUCUUCCAUAAACUAUUAUAUUUUCUAUAAAUUGUUAUAUAGUAAAACAGUGUCCAAUAGUAUUGAUUUUACAUGACAAAACUCCUGGUCGUAUUGUAAAUAUAAUCUGUAAAAGUGAUUAUGUUAAACCUAGGAAGCGUAAAUGCUCGACUUAUUUAUCUUUGCGAAGAAUAAGAUCUUUGAAUGUGAUGAGAAUGCUUGAGGGAGUUGACUCAUUUUUGUUGUGAAUAUUUUAUUUUUUAUCCACGUUGUGUACUGUAUACUGUAUAUAUAUUCUAUUACUUUGUUAAAUUUUUUUCUGUGAUAUUUUCUUUCCUUCUUUACCAGUUGGCUCAAGAGAGAUGCAAUAUUAUAUUUUAUUUUAUUUUUAUUUUUUUAUGCCCAAGAUGUAAUAUUUAUUCAGUUAAUAGGGGAGAUAUGCAUUUAUGUAUAUAUAGUAAAAGAAGUUGAGAUGUUGAAAAAAUAAUUUAAAUUUUAUAAACAUUACUGGUACUUUUGAAUCCAUGAUCCAUGAAAUACCGACCUUAAUCCAUAAAGACAUAACCACGUGAUUACAGUAUUGCUUAUUGGUAAUUCUAAAAGACUACAAUACUGUAACCGUUAAAUAGAGGUUUCACCGUACUAGACUGCUACAUACUUGCUAACAGUGCGUAACAGAGACGUGACCGAUUGCCCAAGUGGCUAACGAACCGAUCAGUGGCAAAGCGGAUAAAAGCAAUAUGGUAUGAUGGUAGUACAGCACUAACACGCGUAUCUCUCGCCAAUACGUCAAUGGUUGGAGAGCUGCUGAACCCAGACACACGUGAGAAGGGUGUUAUCCAGUGUGACCAUUACUAGACAUCACAGGUUUUCUCCGGGCACUCCGGUUUCCUCCUAACACUGGAUGGGCCAACUGUUCCAAAUGGCUAGGAAGAUAAUAACUCGUGAAAUGAUAAAUAAAAAAAUACAAGAUC